Messenger RNA from Triticum turgidum subsp. durum (durum wheat), 1425 nucleotides. NCBI's taxonomy places the organism in Eukaryota, Viridiplantae, Streptophyta, Magnoliopsida, Poales, Poaceae. The record is from the annotation of a GenBank genome assembly.
AUGGAAGCAGUAAACAUGUCCGCCGCCGCCGAUUGGUCUGGCCUACCAAUGGCGGCGCUGGAUGUUCCCAGCCUCGUCCGUUCCGGCGCCGUCUGCACGUCCUGGAGCGACGCCUACAACACCUUCCGCCUCCCCGCGCUGAAGCAAGCGCCGUGCCUGCUCUACGCCUGCGACGAGUACGGCCCCAACUACGCCGCCCUGUACUGCCCCUCCACCAACGCCACCUUCCGCGUCCCCUACCCGGGUCCCCCGCACGAGAAGCGGAGCUUCGUCUUCUCAUGUCACGGCUGGGUGUUCGCCACCGACGAGGUCGGCGACCCGUACCUCCUCAACCCCAUCACCGGCGUCCAGGCCGCGCUCCCGCCAGUCAAGACGAUCAUGGUCCGCGGUGAGAACUUCUACGACCAUGAAGGCAAGCAUGUCUUGGACCUCGAGAGUGAGGAUGAGAACGGAGAUCCGAAAACCGGCAUCUUCUGGGCACGAGAGGCGGAGUAUGCCCGGGUCGCCAUCUCCCCCGCAGCCGAGGUGACCGCAUGCACUGUCCUGAUUAUGCAUAUGACGCGUUUUACGCUCUUGUUUGCCAGGCCGGGCGACAAGCGCUGGACGUCGCUCCCCGACUUUGAAACCUGCAUCAAGGAUGUUCUUUAUAACGACAUGGACGGCUUGUUCUACGUUCUACACAAUAAAGGUUCCAUCCAUGCUUUGGAUCUCAAUGGAUCUUCGCCGUCGGUGACCAAGAUCACGCGAAACGUGACAAGAGCGAGUGUUGCCAAUAUGUACCUCGCCGUCAUGCCGUCGGGCCAACUCCUGCAGGUGUGGAGGAUGCAGAAUAACAUAGAUGUUCCGCUCAAGAAUCAUGCGUCAUACAAAGACGUGGUGCGCGUCGCGCUCCAAGAUUGCAUUGAUUUGGCAAACAAGAAUGACAGCGACAAGCUCAGUGAAACCGUCACCGAUGACGAACAACAGAUUGACGUUGAGGAGGAGGAGCUGCGUGAUAAUGAGGUCAACACAACGGAAGUCCUGGUCUUCAAGGUUGACGCAAAUAGGCAGAAGCUGGUAGAGCUUCGGGACAUUGGAGAGUACACAAUCUUCCUUGGAUUCAAUGCCGCUGUCUGCCUUUCGACUAAGGACACAACAUUAGAAGCAAACUGCAUCUAUCUCACGGACGAUGUCGACUCUCCAUCCUAUCACCCGAUGUUGCGGAGAGAUCUUGGUAUAUGGAACAUCAAGAAGAGAAGUAUGCAGAAACUUGGGGAUGCGUGGCCAAUCAUGCAUUCUUGGCUAGAUUUACCGGCUCCAAUUUGGAUCACACCAAGUUUAGCAUGGACGGCGUGCUUGGCGCCGCCAAUUGCAGGGAGCGCGGCGACCACGGCGCCGCAUGCGAGGAGGAGGAGUGGACGACGCCGCGUUCGACAACGUCGAUGA